AUGGAGAGGGUGGAUUUGUAUGAAGAAAAUCUGAUCGGAGGUGGAUUCAUUGAAUUACCUGAAUCAAUCGGAAAUCUAAAAAUCUUGAAAGUGAUACAGGUUGGUUAUAAUCCAACAAAGAAGUUUCCUCAUGCUCUUGGAGCAUUGAAGAAUCAUGAAGAGCUACGUGCCCCUGGUUGUAAAAUGGAAGGUGAAAUCCCUACCGAAAUUGGAGAGUUGUCCAUGUUGAGAAUCUUAAUUUUGAGGUCUAAUGAAAGAGUUAAUGUGCCAAGGACAAUUGUUAUGCUUCCUCUCUUGCAAAUGCUGGACUUAAAUACGUGUAGUGAGAUUCAAGAAUUGCCGGAGCUUCCCUCUAGUUUGACUGAUCUAGUGCUGGAAUCCCAUUCUCUGCAAUUUGUCCCUGAUCUCUCAAACCUUACUAACUUAGUUAGAUUGAUCCUCUCUGAUGGAUCUCUGGUUGGAGGCACAACAAGCUUAAGACUAACUUGUGACAUGCGAUGGUUACGGAGUUUAUCCAAACUGAAUGAAUUGAACUCAUGCCUGUUGAAUAUCCCCACACCACCUACAGAACUGAGCUCCCUUUCUUUUCUGGAAAAACUUACUUUGUAUGGACUAGACCUGCAAUCCCUCACAGAGCUUCCACCAUCUCUGUUGUACUUACGAGUCCAUAGUUUCAACUCAGCAGGGUUACCCAUGUCCAACUUGAGAAACUUGUCAACUUUCAGACUCUCACGAUCAGAGGUAAAGGAAAUUCAGCUUGAUGGGCUUCAUCAAUUGGCAAGUUUGAGCGUCUCGGACUGUGAACUCCUGGAGAGGCUAUCCUUUCCUUCAAUCAUAAAUGAAAUUUCUGUUAUUGGUUGCCCAAAGCUAGUUGAGGUUCAUUUUCUUGGUGUUUUAGAAUCGCUUGAGAGAUUGGUUAUUGAGAGGUGCGAAUCUUUUGAAAGGUUAAGUUUUCUGCUGGAGCAAGGAUGUGAUGAGCUGACAUUUUGUGAGGGGAGAUUGUCCCUUCUAUCAAGCGCCUUUAGGAAGCUCACAGAAUUCAGUGUUGUAGAGUGCCCGAAGCUAGUUGAGAUUAAGUUGUCGGUAUUCUGGAAUUAUUGGAGAUAUUUUCUGUGGAUGGGUGUCUGGCUAUGGAAAGAUUAG
Eucalyptus grandis is the source of this 1143-nucleotide messenger RNA. RefSeq names its product LRR receptor-like serine/threonine-protein kinase GSO1. The coding region runs from base 1 to 1143 and encodes 380 amino acids. Lineage: Eukaryota; Viridiplantae; Streptophyta; Magnoliopsida; Myrtales; Myrtaceae. The transcript has 2 exons. The record is from RefSeq and is a predicted model, not a curated record.